Spirodela intermedia is the source of this 582-nucleotide messenger RNA. The record is from the annotation of a GenBank genome assembly. NCBI's taxonomy places the organism in Eukaryota, Viridiplantae, Streptophyta, Magnoliopsida, Alismatales, Araceae.
AUGGCGGCUGCCGGCAGCUGGACCGCGGACAAGGAUGGCAGCCGGGAAUCUGAGGCUGGGGGCGGCGUCCGGCAGUACAAUCCCUACAAGGAUCUCCAGAUUCCAUACCAGACCAUCUACAACCUGCCGACCUCUCCCGAGUUUCUGUUCCAGGAGGAGUCGAUCGCUCAGCGCCGAUCAUGGGGAGAGAACCUGACGUACUACACGGGGUGCGGGUACCUCGUGGGGUCCGUCGGCGGUGCCUCGAAGGGUCUAUUUGAGGCCGUACGUGCAGCGGAGGGGGGGGACACGCUCAAGCUCCGGGUCAACAGGAUCCUCAACACGUCGGGCCAGACAGGGAGGCGGAUCGGCAACCGCCUUGGGGUUAUCGGCCUGAUGUACGCCGGGCUGGAGAGCGGUAUGGUGCUGACGAGGGACACAGAUGACUGGGUGAACAGCGUCGUGGCGGGGCUCGGAACUGGAGCUCUAUUCAAGGCUGCGUCAGGUCCGCGGUCGGCUGCGGUAGCAGGAGCUCUCGGCGGGUUGAUGGUUGGCGCCGCCGUGGCGGCCAAACAGGUGGCGAAGAGAUAUGUUCCUAUCUAG